AUGGCCCUGCACUACCCCAUGGCUGCAGGCCUCAACAAGGGCCACAAGGUGACGAAGAAUGUCAGCAAGCCGGGAUAUAGUCAGUGCCACAGGCGCCUCACCAAGCACACCAAAUUCGUGCGGGACAUGAUCCAGGAGGUGUGCGGCUUCAUACCCCAUGAGCUGCACGCCAUGGAGCUGCUGAAGGUGUCCAAGGACAAGCCCGUGCUCAAGUUCAUUAAGAAGAGGGUGGGCACGCACAUCCAUGCCAAGAGGAAGCAGGAGGAGCUGAGCAACGUGCUGGCCGCCAUGAGGAAGGCGGUGGCCAAGAAGGACAGAUGCCCCCCCCAAUAA
This is a messenger RNA of Peromyscus californicus insignis, 333 nucleotides long. RefSeq names its product 60S ribosomal protein L36-like. Gene Ontology annotation, cellular component: cytosolic large ribosomal subunit; ribosome. The record is from RefSeq and is a predicted model, not a curated record. The transcript has a single exon. Gene Ontology annotation, molecular function: structural constituent of ribosome. NCBI's taxonomy places the organism in Eukaryota, Metazoa, Chordata, Mammalia, Rodentia, Cricetidae. The coding region runs from base 1 to 333 and encodes 110 amino acids. Gene Ontology annotation, biological process: cytoplasmic translation.